Molecule: messenger RNA, 1578 nt
Organism: Saccharomycopsis crataegensis
Lineage: Eukaryota; Fungi; Ascomycota; Saccharomycetes; Ascoideales; Saccharomycopsidaceae
Gene: AFG1
Product: Afg1p
Exons: 1
Coding region: 1-1578 (525 amino acids)
Biological process (GO): protein quality control for misfolded or incompletely synthesized proteins
Cellular component (GO): cytoplasm; mitochondrion
Molecular function (GO): ATP hydrolysis activity; ATP binding
Source: RefSeq, a predicted model, not a curated record
AUGCUAAUACUACCUUGCCAGUAUUUCCGGCAACCUUCUCUUAAACUAGUCAGAUCAUUUACUAGCUAUCAUAGAGCCUAUCAAUCAGUGCAUCCCAUCACAGAUGAUUCGAAAGUAGCUGCUACUCCAAUUCUAGAAUAUGAGAGAUUGGUACGAAUAGGAACACUUAGAAACGAUGAGAAUCAAAAGACCAUCCUCAAAAGUUUAUCCCAUCUUCACGAGCAUUUGCAAAGUUAUACCCCUCCAAAUGUUGAUAUGCCUCCAAUAAUCACCAAUAAUGCCUCCUCAUUCAAUUUCUCCAAGAUGUUCAGCUUCGGAAAAAAAAGAAAAUCAAAAGAAGCAAUAGACUGCACAGAAGAAGAUUUUCAAAAAAUUCCACAAGGAUUGUACCUUUGGGGUGAUGUUGGAUGUGGGAAAACGAUGUUGAUGGAUUUGUUUUAUUCAACCAUUCCUCCUCAUUUAACAAGGAAAAGAAUCCAUUUCCAUCAAUUCAUGCAGAACUUGCACAAAAGAUCCCACCAAAUCAUUUUGCAACAUGGAAAGCAAGACAUCGACCCAAUUCCAAUCCUUGCUGCAGAAAUUGCGCAAUCGGCUACAGUAUUGUGUUUUGACGAGUUUCAAGUCACCGAUGUCGCCGAUGCCAUGUUAUUGCGCCGAUUAUUGAUGGCAGUGCUUGCUCCUUCCCAUGGUUUAAUCUUAUUUGCAACCUCCAACAGAGAACCCAAUGAUUUAUACAUCAAUGGAAUCCAACGAGAAUCAUUUAUUCCGGCAAUCAGAUUGCUAGAGAAAAGAACUAAUGUGAUAUACUUGAAUUCUCCAAUAGACUAUAGAAGAAUCCCAAAACCUAUUUCGUCAGUUUACUAUUGUCCUCAGCAAAAUAAUCCGUUCAAUAAGGAUUAUUUUUCCCCAGAAAUUGAACGAGAAAAAGCGUUUCAUAUCCAUGAAUGGUUUAAAUAUUUUUCGCAACAAAUCCACAAUACUGCCGAUGGUACUGCCUCAGAUGACGUUGUGACCAACGAUAAAAUCAAAGUUUGGGGUAGAUAUUUGGUUAUUCCAAAAUCAAUUCCCGGGAAAAUCGCCAUGUUCACCUUUGAAGAACUUUGUGGCCGGCCUUUGGCUGCUGGUGAUUAUUUGGCGUUAGCUACCCACUACCCAGCAUUUAUUGUCACCGAUAUCCCAUACUUAUCAACCAACGUUCGUGAUAAAGUUCGGAGAUUUAUUACCUUUUUGGAUGCUGCCUACGAUAAUCAUUGUCGAUUGGCAACCACUGCGGCAAAUUCAUUCAAUGGAUUAUUUGUUGAUCAGAAAUUGAUCAAUGUUAAUAAUCAUUUCAAUUUGGUUGAUAAUGCUCAAUCACAAAUCCAAGAUUAUAACAAAAUCAAGGGAGGAAGUGCCAUUAAUAAUUCAUCUCUUAACAAGAAAUCAACUGAAGAAUUAGACAACUCAGACAUUGACAAAAAGAUACUCGAUAAAUCUAAUGAAAUGUUUUCACUAGACGAAGAAAAAUUCGCCUUUGUCAGAGCAUUAUCUAGACUAACUCAAAUGAGUACUACUGAUUGGGUUAACUUUGAACGCUAA